Messenger RNA from Bradysia coprophila, 2634 nucleotides. Its product is annotated as fasciclin-2-like. The record is from RefSeq and is a predicted model, not a curated record. Gene Ontology annotation, molecular function: protein binding. NCBI's taxonomy places the organism in Eukaryota, Metazoa, Arthropoda, Insecta, Diptera, Sciaridae.
UUUACAAGUUGAAAUAUGUUGUUGAAAUUAUUGCUAGUAUUUGCCGGUUGCAAAGGUGUUCUUUGCAACGCUAUAACAGCUGGACCCGCAGAGUCCUCCUAUCACGAACGUGAAAAUAAUAAACCGGAAAUUGUCAACGUUGAUUCGGUGUAUGAGGUUGAAAUUGGGCAUAAUGUUGAAAUUGAUUGUUUAACUGAAGGAAACGCUGUUCUUUACAAAUGGUCCAAGGAACGGCAAGACAUUGUAAAUGCCAAUCGCUUUACGGUCUUUGCGGAAAAUGGAACGAUGCGUGUGAUUAGUGUCGAAGAAUCGGACCGUGGAGUAUACACAUGCGAAGCUAGUAACAGUUUCGGUUCAAGUGAACGACAGUUUACAAUCAAUGUGUUGGUAGAGCCAAGCAUUGACGAAUUCGCGAACAUAACGAUUGCCGAGAAUGCUGAAGGUAUUCUAACAUGCAAAGCAAAGGGACGCCCUGCCCCAUCCAUUACUUUCAGUUGGUAUGGCAUAGAAUUUACAGAGUACGGUCCCUUCAGAGACAUUAUACUACCGACCCAAGUGAUUGACGAUGAAGUGGGAGAAACAAUCGCUACACUCAACUUUACUCGAGCAGUGCGCUUGUUCUACGGAGAGUAUGGAUGUUUGGCUACGAACACGAUCGCUUCAGUCAAACAAAUUGCUUACGUCACAAUCGAAUAUCCGCCAAAUUUUAGUUACAUGGAAAAACCACCACCGGUUUACAGCUAUGAACGACGUCCGGUUCACCUAACUUGUAAAGCAACAGCACUUCCCGAAGCCACUAUCGUUUGGUAUUGGAAUGACAAAGUUAUAAGCGAACCGGACGACCGAUUCUUUGAAGUGAUUCACAGUGGUAAGUCGGAAAGUACGUUAGUGGUUGAGCCGGUCGAUGAUAGUUAUUAUGCGACCUAUAAAUGCGUCGCUUCGAAUAAACUUGGUGAAGCCGAACGUAUCAUGGAAUUACGCGAAGCUCAUCCACCAGAAGCCAUUGCUGAAGUUCUGGCUCGGUCGUGGUCUAUCGACAUGAUUAAUUUCGAAAUAACGGCUGCAUUGACUGGGACACCGGCUGAAUUUUACAAAUAUCAAUACAAGGAAGACGCAGAGUUGGAUUGGAUCGAUUCGGUUAAUUUUACAAGAGUGGCGUGGCCAGUCACAACGGUCUACGUGCAAGGUUUGAAACCGAACACCAAAUAUGAUUUUAGAUUUUAUGCUGAAAACGAAAUGGGAGCCAGUCCGUUUAUAGCCAUCAGUCACCAAACUAUGUGUGAAUAUCGAUAUGCCGAGCCACAGAUUCUGAACAAAAUCAGUGAAGACCGUGCCGAGGGAGAAGCUGAAUUCAUUGAGUCAUCUUAUCCCGACCGAUUCGAAUUGAUUUGGGAACCGAUUGUAGAGCCGUGUGUAGAGACAAUCUAUUACUCGAUCGAAUAUUGUUUGGCUUUGCACAGCAAUUGGAAGUCGUUAUCAAUUUAUGCAGGGCAGUGUACGUGGGUCAGUGGAAUAACAAGUAACAGCUAUGUCAUCGGAAACUUAACUGCCGACACCUAUUAUGCUAUAAGGCUUAGUGGUUCAUUUGCGACAACGUCGUACCAUUUCAUGAGAACUGCCAGAGAUCCAAUCACUGGCGGAGAUCCUCGGCUAAAAAUCUAUCCGACGUUUAGCGUACAGAAUAUUGCAGCAGGCACGUUCUUUAACUUUACUUGCAAGUCCAAAGCAGAAUCAGCUACCGACUUAAGCUGGCGGGAUUCUUUCAACAAUCCUAUCAAUUCCGAAUCGUCUGAUGGACUUAUGUACACUGAAGCUGUAAAUGAUGCCGAAUUAAUGUUGGUCAUACCAUUUGUGAAGCAUGCAAUGUUUGGGACAUACUAUUGUGCUUCGUUGGUCGGAUCAGAGAGCAUUGAGACUUUUGUUAAAAUUGAGACGUAUGCAUUAGUAGGCGCAUCAGACGAAUUCGAGUACACACUUGGCUUUUCUGGGCGCUCUGGUUACAUGAGUUGCAGCUUUCACAAUGAUGACAACACGACCAUAGACUGGAUGUUCGAGAAUAAUCCCAUUGAACCAUCUGAUCGCUACGAAUUCCGAACCGAAACAUAUGGCGAUUUCUCUCCAAAAUAUUACUUUUUGCUCGUUCAUAACCUUACUGAUUCCGACGAAGGCUUCUACACAUGUCGCCAAUCUGCCAACGAAAGAAGAAUUUACCACGAAGUUCUGUUAAUGCCACAGAUUUUGAAUAUGGAACCGGAGUAUUCGGCUGUGGAGGGAAUCGAUUUUUCUAUUGAUUGUCCAACGCUGGGCAAACCAGCACCGAAUGUUCAAUGGUUUGAUCAGAAUGGAAUCGACGUAACAUUGAACGGUCGAUUUUCGGUGAACCGAUUCGGUCAAAUGGAAAUUAGACGCAUCGAAAGCAGUGAUGAAGGAAGCUACACUUGUGAAGCUCGAAGUAUUGGUGGUGUGGCUGAGAAGACUGUUCAAUUGAAAGUAGAGGCGAAGUGUAGUUGAGACACACCAUUUUGAGGUUUAGCUGUAGGUCUUCUGCUUGAGAUCAAAGUUAGAUUGUGAAUUAUCAACGGUUGUGAUAUUCGUUAUUUAAUGUACAAACUGGGCUGUUCGUUGGAAAUAAAU